Molecule: messenger RNA, 811 nt
Organism: Teleopsis dalmanni
Lineage: Eukaryota; Metazoa; Arthropoda; Insecta; Diptera; Diopsidae
Exons: 3
Coding region: 100-738 (212 amino acids)
Source: RefSeq, a predicted model, not a curated record
UAUUCAGUUUGUCUCGCAUUACAGAAAGGGUAAUUCGAGAGUAUUUGGAUGCAAACAGCGUAAAAUUUUUGUUUCACUCUGCAACUCUAAAACUCUACAAUGGAUGUCGUUUUGAAAUUAAAGGAACGCAGAAACCUUGCAACACCAGAAACUGCAGGAACAUCUGCCGGAGGAUUGCUGUUCGAUAAUGUUAAUGACACAUAUUCAUUCUUCAUGGCAAUAUAUAGGUUCGUUAUAAAUAAAUUAGUAAUUUGGACGACUCCGGCUGAAAUGUUUCCUAUCGUUUUCGUGUUGCUGGUUAUUAUUUCUCUAACAGCAGUCAUUUAUAACACCUUGAAGCUCAUUUACACUAUCUAUUUGUACACAUUUCAAGACUGGAAAAAUCGUCAGUACUAUGUCAUUCCCUUUCAAAUCCAAAGAAAAAUACGCAUGGCAUGUGUGGUAUUAAAAAUCUUAAGCUGGUUCAUCCUCCUCUAUACCCUUCUAGCGGGGCUUUCUAACUACAUGCUGACUUGCGUAUUGACUUGCAUUAUGGACUGUACUUUGGACAUCAUCAUAUGGCUUUUUGAUACCAUGCUAACCCAUUUUGAGUUGAACAAACGCUCCGUUGCUGCUUUAGUGACGCCAUUUAUGCGUUUAGUAUUCGUAGCGCUGGUGUCCAACUUUUACCGUCGUUUAGGACUGAUCUAUUCUUUGGAGGAGUUGACUUCACUUGUGUUCCUAACAACUAAACGUUAGUAUUUAAUGGUGUAUGUAAUUUAAAAAAAAAUCAGUUUUUAUUGUUUUUUAAUAGAAAUUUUUUGAAAUUCCU